AUGAGUUCUGCAACCACCUCAAUCAAAUUGGUUCUAUUAGGAGAAGCAGCUGUUGGCAAGUCUUCCCUUGUGAUUAGAUUUGUGUCGAAUGAUUUCCAGGAAAGCAAAGAACCCACUAUUGGCGCAGCAUUUUUAACUCAGAAGUGUACCAUAGGUGAGAGAACCAUCAAAUAUGAGAUUUGGGAUACCGCAGGCCAGGAGAGAUUUGCCUCCUUGGCACCCAUGUACUACAGAAACGCACAGGCAGCCUUGGUGGUGUACGAUAUCACGAAACCAGCUUCUUUCAUCAAGGCAAGACAUUGGGUGAAGGAGUUGCACGAGCAAGCAUCUAAAGACAUCACCAUUGCGUUGGUCGGCAAUAAGUACGACUUGGUUGCCGAUGAGAACGACGAUGAAGAAUCUUUGAGAAAAGUGAGCACUGAAGAAGGAAAGCAGUUGGCAGAAGAGGAAGGGUUGUUGUUUUUCGAAACAUCGGCAAAGACAUCGCAUAAUGUGAACGAUGUGUUUGUAGCUAUUGGAUCCAAGAUCCCAGAGGCCAAGCCAGCAGCACAGGAGGCGGCAAGACCACAGGAAGGUGGCAGGAUUGAUUUGAGCGGCAACGCCGCCCAAAGAAACUCGAGCUCGAGCUGCUGCUAA
Candidozyma auris is the source of this 636-nucleotide messenger RNA. RefSeq names its product Rab family GTPase (gene VPS21). Gene Ontology annotation, molecular function: GTPase activity; GTP binding. The record is from RefSeq and is a predicted model, not a curated record. NCBI's taxonomy places the organism in Eukaryota, Fungi, Ascomycota, Pichiomycetes, Serinales, Metschnikowiaceae. The transcript has a single exon. Bases 1 to 636 code for a protein of 211 amino acids.